UAAAAACGUUGUGUUGUAUCAAAUACCGCCAUUAAGGCGGAUACUAAGGACUCACUCAGUAGAUUCAGAAUUCCCAAUCUUCCGGUCAUCAGAGCUCACCAGUUGGGUGUUAAACAGUAAUCGCUUAUCAGAAUAAAAAUUAUAACAAAGGUUAAGUAAAAGUAUGAUAUAAGUGAAUACUGUUUGAAAAUCGAAACCGUGACGAUGAGCAAACACCAAGAAAUGGAGUGUCCACCGGCUGCCAACUGUGAUGCGGACGAAGACGAAUGGAAGAAAAUGAGCUUAACGUCAAAAGCAGCCUUCGUGGCCCGAAACGUGACGGUAGAACCGAUGCUGGGCGUAUUCCAGCUUUCCAUGAUCAUGUCCAGCUUGACCACACAAAAUCUGAACAUGCAAAAGGCUUGCCGAGUGAACUUGAAUCUGGACAAGACGGCGUGCUUUGCCCUGGAGAAUAAAAACGCCUCAUCUUUCCCGGCCGAAGAGGUGGCAGUGCAGCAAAUGGUGACCAAGAUGAUGUUAUGGCAAAGCCUCUUCCAGAACAUGAUACCGUGUGUUCUGGUGAUGUUCGUCGGUUCGUGGAGCGACCGGAACCGGAAGCGGAAGCCGUUCAUGCUGUUGCCAAUAAUCGGCGAGCUCGUGCGCAAUAUCGGCUUAAUUGCUUGCGUGUACUUCUUUUACGAGUUGCCGAUGGAGAUAGCAGGUAUUGUCGAGACGGUCCCAUCUGCUAUUUCGGGUGGUCUUCCAGUACUGAUACUAGCCGUGUUCGCGUACGUGGGGGACAUAAGCACAGUUAAAAACAGGACAGUUCGAGUUGGGUUUGUAAGUUUAUUUUUUUCGGUCAGUGUCACAUUUGGAUCAGCAUUAUCCGGCAUCGUGUUUCGAGAUUAUGGUUUUUACGGCGUGUACAUUAUAUCCACUGCAUUGUAUUUGUUCAGCUUCAUAUACUGUAUAAUUGUCAUCAAAGAUAUUAAGCCCGACGUAGAAAAAUAUCAUGGACCCCAUAGUGCCGUUGAACAUUGCAAAAAAUCAUUUCUUCUCGAGAUAACCGAUUUCUUUGACUUGAAACAUGUAAAAGAAGCGAUUCGAGUUACAUUUAAGCGAAGAAAUGACGACAACCGAAGAAACGACAUUAUACUGUUGUUUGUUAUCAUGGUCAUUAUUUUGGGUCCUCUGAGCGGUGAACAAACAUUGAUGUAUUUGUUGGUUCGAGUUAAAUUCGGUUGGAAUGAAGUAGACUUCAGUGUCUUCUCCACGUAUUACUUUAUUUGUAAUCUCGUAGGUAUUGGAUUCGCAUUGUGGAUUCUGGUUAAUCGUUUGGGUAUUGACGACAGACUGAUCGGAGCAAUUGGAUGUCUGAGCAAAGGAUUGGCUUCUUUCGUUUACGCCUUUGCGCCGACCGAAUUUUUAUUCUACCUAGGUCCGAUUGUCGACAUUUUUCACGGUACAGCACUUGUUGCAUUUAGGGCGAUACUCUCAAAACUCGUUCCGGCAAAUCAACUAGGCCAAGCGUUGGCGGUAUCUUCACUCGUCGAAACUAUAGUUCCUGCAAUAUUCAGACCACUGUACAGUGUAAUUUAUUAUAAGACACUACACUAUAUACCUGGCGCAUUUUACGUACUUGGUGGAGUGCUUAAUUUUUUCGGCAUCAUUGUUUUUAUAUUGAUGUACAAGAAAAAAAAACAAAAUGAAAAAUGUAAAUACGUCGAAGAGAAACAAGCCUUAUCGGCAGAACCUAGAAGUGAGCAUCCAUAAAACCACAUUGAAAUUUGUUAAAAUUAUUAAUAUUGUUUUAAAUUAUUUUUACACGAAAAAUUGUUUUAUUUAUACCCUAUAACAUUUUUUUAUUGUUUAUUAUUUUACUAGUAAAAUAUACUAUAUUUACUACUGCCAACCUAUUUUACUUGUAUAUUAUAAUUUAUAUUAGCUAAGUUUUACUUAUUACUGGAACCUAUUUUAGAGUGUUUAAAUUAAACUCUAUCAUGCAGCGAGAGAACACGGUAAUUCUGCGCAUUCUUACGUAAUAUUCUGCCAUUGAUAUCACUUGUACUAUUGCAGGAUGUCUCGUGAGAAUGCACAAAAAAACCGAUUUUUAUCUCGAUGGAGUGUAGACUACUUUAUGUAUUGUUUUUGGAAUAUUUUAUAAUUAUUAAAUUGGUACGGUUAUCAUAUAUUAUUAUUGUUAGAAAUA
This is a messenger RNA of Rhopalosiphum maidis (corn leaf aphid), 2188 nucleotides long. RefSeq lists its product as uncharacterized. Gene Ontology annotation, cellular component: membrane. The record is from RefSeq and is a predicted model, not a curated record. Gene Ontology annotation, biological process: transmembrane transport. The transcript is spliced from 8 exons. Gene Ontology annotation, molecular function: transmembrane transporter activity. The coding region runs from base 205 to 1752 and encodes 515 amino acids. Lineage: Eukaryota; Metazoa; Arthropoda; Insecta; Hemiptera; Aphididae.